AUGAAAGAGAAGACGGGAAAGAUCAAGAGAAGAACACAAUCUUCAUCGACAAUGUCCUCAUCACGUGAUAAAGACACAUCUCAAUCACAAUAUAUUCCUCUGGAGUUAACCAUUGAGAUACUCUUGAGACUUCCUGCGAGAUCGAUGGUAAGAUUUCGCUCUGUCUCUAAGCUUUGGUCGGCCACCACCACAAGUCAAGAGUUCCUCAACUCCUUCUCGACACGGUCCUUGUCAUUGCAACCUUCAGUUCUACUAACCGUCAGAAAAAAGGACACGCUGUUCGUUUUCUCGUCUCCGUUAAACAAGACUAGUCCUUUUUCUUGUCUGGGAAGUUAUCGGUUUAGAGACCUCAGAAUUAGUUGCCACCAACAUUACAUGCACGGCUUGAUUUUCUUGGAAGGUUCUAAACAGCUCGCGAUUUGGAACCCUACCAUGAAACGAUCCAUCACUAUACCUAAACCUAAAGCCUCUGCUGAAGGCAGAUACUACAAAGAAUGCAUUUUUGGAUAUGAUUUGAUUGAAGGUAACUACAUAGUACUACGUAUAUGUGAGUUUAGAGACUACUCCAAGAUUUUCAUUUUUACAUUGGGAGCUCAAGGACAAUUAUUACGUAAAAUAAUAAAGAACGGUGUCCCUCAGCAUCGACGUACUAACCAUUGUGGUAAGUGCAUUAAUGGAGUCAUGUACUAUGAAGCCCUUGUUCAUCUUGGUGUUGGUAAUGUUGAACGCCGUAUAAUGAGCUUUGACAUCAGAUCUAAAAAGGUCAAUUCCAUAAAAUAUCCAAACACUUGCGUAUGUGAUCAUUUGGUACUUUAUGAAGGAAGGCUUACCAUAGUUACAUUUAAGUAUUUACCUACCCCUUCUAUUGAUCUAUGGAUUUUGAAGAAUGAGGAUAGACAUGAGUGGACGCAUAAAGGAUUUGUUUUGCCUCUUGCUGAUAUGGACCCAAUACAACGCCAAGAUCUACGUUUCUGUGGUGUUAGUGAUGCUGGUGAGUUUAUUUUUGCACCAUGGAGGUUGUCUGAAUCGUUUUAUAUUGUAUAUUUCGAUCUGAGGAUAAACGGUAUUAGAGAAGUCUUGUGUGAAGGAAGUCUCGGUAAAGAAUUUGGAUGCGGCAAUGGACUUGGACUUGGACUUGGUAAGGAAUAUAUGUACACCCUGAUGAGGGUUUACCCAAAUCACAUCGAGAGUCUCGUGGCUUUGUGA
Messenger RNA from Capsella rubella, 1206 nucleotides. RefSeq names its product F-box protein At5g18160. The transcript has a single exon. Gene Ontology annotation, molecular function: protein binding. Lineage: Eukaryota; Viridiplantae; Streptophyta; Magnoliopsida; Brassicales; Brassicaceae. The record is from RefSeq and is a predicted model, not a curated record. Bases 1 to 1206 code for a protein of 401 amino acids.